Messenger RNA from Rasamsonia emersonii CBS 393.64, 1230 nucleotides. RefSeq names its product Monooxygenase. The record is from RefSeq and is a predicted model, not a curated record. Gene Ontology annotation, molecular function: FAD binding. The transcript has 7 exons. Bases 1 to 1230 code for a protein of 409 amino acids. Lineage: Eukaryota; Fungi; Ascomycota; Eurotiomycetes; Eurotiales; Trichocomaceae. Gene Ontology annotation, biological process: secondary metabolite biosynthetic process.
AUGACUGACAUGAUCCAUCCCCUCCGGAUCGCCAUCAUCGGAGGCGGCCCUGGCGGUCUCGGUGCAGCAAUUGCGCUCUCUGCCCUACCCAACGUUGAGCUUGCUUUGUACGAGCAGGCCCGAGAGCUGCGCGAAAUCGGCGCCGGCAUCCGCAUUGGAUAUAAUUGCUGGCGAGUGCUGGAGCUGCUUGGGGCAGACGCAGAUGUGAAGGGACAUCGGAAGACUGAGGUCUUGCAUCGAAAUGGCCUGACUGGCAAUGUCCUGCUCAGAACAGGACCCUCUUCGCUGCCACUCGAGUACCACCCGCAACGCGUUCGAAGGACCCGUCUUCAGUCUGCUCUGCGCAAGCAGGUCCCUCCAGGCAUUAUCCAUCUGAGCAAGCGGCUCACGUCGCUAGAGAAUCUUCCAGACGGAGGCGUUCGUCUUUUCUUUGCCGAUGGGACAGAAGCAACGGCCGAUAUGGUCGUGGGAGCAGAUGGCAUUCGAUCGGAACCACUAUCUGGCGUGUCCUCAUCCGCAGAGCCCUUGUUGCGCACCUCCCCGACAUCUCCAAAUCCACCUCCUGGUGGCAUGGCCCUGCCGGCCAUGCGUACUUCUCCCCCGUCGACGACCCGUCAGAGAUCGCUCCAGAGGACCAACUGUUCGAGAUUUCGCUGGGGGAUUCCCGCGACGAAGGAGAGGGUCGAGGCGCAUUUCACGGACUACGAUCCCCGAGUCCGGGAGACCCUGUCCAAAGUCCCUGAAGGCGACUGGAAGGAAUUUGCCGCCUUCGCAGGACCCAGGCUGGAGACGCUGACGGCGUGGGACAGGCUCGUGCUGAUCGGGGAUGCCAGCCAUCCGCUGACCGGUGCAUUUGGUUCUGGGGCAGCGUUUGCCCUGGAAGAUGGAUGGAUCCUGGCCCGGGCCCUCGAGCAUACAAUUUAUAGCACUCGCUCUCGACAGCAAGCCCUUCGCGAGGCACUGGCUAUAUUUGACUCGAUCAGGUCGCCAUAUUACCUCCGAAUGUACCAACACCUGGACAACCAGAAGCAAAAGCAGCUAGCCGCCAAGGCCACGGCCAAGAGCUUCGAAGACGUCUUGCACGCCCGGGUGGCAUCCUUUAGCGAGGGCAGUGAACUCAGCUGGAUCUACGAGAACGACAUCGAGGACGUCUGGAAGAACUGGCUGGCGGAAAAUGUGAAGAGCGGUAGGAGGCGGAGGGACGAAGGGGGUAUCAGUCCUAACUUGUAG